AUGUCUCUGCCAGUCCAUCAACGCGCGGUAGUCUUCAACACAGGAACCAACUUGCUCUCCUUCUCAUCGUCAUACCCAAUGCCCAUGAAUAAAAAUGAACUCCUCAUCUCUGUCCACAGCACCGCAAUCACGAAUGGCGAGUUGACUUGGGGUCCAUUUGUAAACUGGCCUCAAGAACACAUUCCCUGCUACGACGUCAGCGGGACCAUCAUUGCUAUACCCCAAGGCUGCCAGAAAAAAGGCUUCAAGAGUGGGGAUGAAGUUUAUGGCCGUGUCAUGGCGAAGCGUGAAGGCACAGCGAGGGAGUACGCCACUAUACUGCCAUCAGAAGCUGCUCUGAUUCCAAAAGGGCUUGAAACUUUGGAGGCAGCAAGCGUGCCUAUGAGCGCUCAUACAGCGUGGCAAGCUUUGUUUGAGCAUGGCAGAUUGACAGGCUCAUUUGCGCCAACAUCGUUGCCUCGAGUGAAUGACGAUGGAGGAGCAGUACUUGGUCAAGCGUCGGGGAAGCGGGUUUUAAUCUUAGGCGCAUCAGGCGGUGUUGGACUACUGGCUGUGCAAUUCGCCAAGUUAGCAGGAGCACAUGUUACAGGCACAGCAAGCGCGAAGAAUGAAGAGUAUUUACAAGAGCUGGGCAUCGAUGAAGUCAUAGAUUAUACUCAGGUGUCGGUCCACAAGUACAUUGCUUCUGGCAGCAGCAAGUUCGACUUGGUGUUCGACUGCGUAGGCGGCAAGUCCAUGCUGGACGGCUGGUGUGGCGUCGCUGAAGGUGGGACCUACAUUUCAGUUGUGCCAGGAUUCAAAGAGCCUGAGGGUGGUAAGCCUGUUGGAGUCAAAAGCAAGUGGUUCGUUAUGGAAGCCAGAGGCGAUGAAUUGGCGCAAAUUGGCAGAUUUUUCGAGCAAGGCUUACUGAAAGCGACUGUGGACUCUGUGUGGGAACUGGAAGAUUAUGAAGGAGCUUUUGGCAAGACAGCGAGUGGCCAUGCAAGAGGGAAGGUGGUGUUUAAGGUUGCAAAAGGGUGA
Molecule: messenger RNA, 1020 nt
Organism: Parastagonospora nodorum SN15
Lineage: Eukaryota; Fungi; Ascomycota; Dothideomycetes; Pleosporales; Phaeosphaeriaceae
Exons: 1
Coding region: 1-1020 (339 amino acids)
Cellular component (GO): mitochondrion
Molecular function (GO): zinc ion binding; oxidoreductase activity
Source: RefSeq, a predicted model, not a curated record